Molecule: messenger RNA, 4957 nt
Organism: Asterias rubens (European starfish)
Lineage: Eukaryota; Metazoa; Echinodermata; Asteroidea; Forcipulatida; Asteriidae
Product: centrosomal protein of 290 kDa-like
Exons: 17
Coding region: 70-4029 (1319 amino acids)
Source: RefSeq, a predicted model, not a curated record
GGCAGGUUUCUGCCGGUCGAACGUUGCAAAAUCUGCACAAUACGACCCAUUUCCAGUCGGUGAAAAACCAUGGAAAUCGGAAAUGGUGAAUCAUUGGACUCUCAAGAAAAACUUGAGAAAGAUGACAAGGAAACGAAGAGUUCGAACGAGUCGUUUGGAGAGGGUGUUGUAAGCGGGACUGAUGUCGACGCUGGGGUGUUGUUGCGGAGCGUACGACGCGGGUCGGUGACUGCAGCGGAGAGCCCCCGACCGAUGACCGGUGCGCGGGGCGGGAGUAGUCAUGUUGGCUCACAUUCCUUCCAUUUCGUUGGGUCUAAGAAGCAGGACGCUUCUUUUGCUGAUGUUGGGUUUGUGAGACCUCACCACAGCCGUGCAGAUGUGAAUAUCUCCAAGCAGGGAGUGAACGAAGGGGAUGAGGUUGCAAUUGAGGGGAACUUGUCGACAGUUGAAUCCAGCAAGUCUGAUACCGAACUCCUGAUGCAGGAAACAGACGCUGAAGUUCCUGAUGUCAGGCUAGAUCAACUCUCUAGUGAGAUGGCUAAAGUAGUCACACUGGCUUCAGCUAGCGAAGUUGUUCGUCAGUCAAACUCUUGCGACCAAGUGUCGGCGUCUCAUCUCAACAAAUGCAACUCAUCCUCUCAGGCACACUGGGCUGACUCAGGUAAUAAUGUUGAUCUAAGAGGUCAGAGGUCAAAUGGAGGAAUCAAGGGAAAAAAGAGCUGUCGACCCGUAGAGGGCAAAAGGUCUAGCAACACCAUGCUCGGACGCAUUAAAAACCUGAACUGUCUAAGCAGCUCCGAUGAUGGCCGCAGCAGAGAGGACAUGACUGCCUCCUCGGAAGAUGUCUCAAAGACUCCUCGAUCCAUCUCCAAGAUUCCAAAGAAGAGGAAGACCAAGAAGAAGAAGAAACACGGCGAAGGAGAGGAGAGUGAGAAGGGUAACUCGGAUGAGAAGAGCAGCAGCGGGACUGAGGUUGGGAGAGUGAUGGCUGAGGAGGAGGUUGUUGGGACUGAGAAGAAACCGAAGGAGGCGGAGCGAGACGUUGUGCUAGGAAAAUCAAAUGAAGACGUGUCUUUGCCAUCUCAGCCAGAUGUGUUGAAGGAGAUUAAGACAAGUGCCUCUCCUGUAACUCAUCAACAACCAACUCAAGAUGAUAGCAGCAGUCAGGGAACCAGACCCUCGGAACCAAUUCUAGAUGAUUCCAAGAAAAAUGUGGAACUGUCUGGAUCCAGUAUUGAGCUCCUAAAAGAGUACGAAGAUCACGUCGAUGAUGGGGAAACUGUGCUUCCUGCCGUCCUCACCGACGACCAGUUGCCCUCCGGAAAUAUAAAACCUACGCACUCUGUGGAGUUUGACACGCCACCUAAGAAGAAGAUGCGCGCUGACGCCGCAAGAGAUCCUGGCGUUGUUAACCAUUUGAGCACCCCUCCGAUGCUUCUGCACCUUGUGGAAGAGGUUCUGAGGUCCAAAUCAGACAUACCCCUGAAGGCUGUGCGGGAGAGAUGCAGAAUACUCAGCCAGCAGAGUGGCGCUUUGCCUGGAGUCUCCAUUGAUGAGACACUCCGCCUGGCAGUCUUGGGAUCACUCUCCUUCGCAGCUGAGAGGGUCCCUGGACACCAGGAGAUCAGAAGAAGAGCUGCCAGUGCUCCAGGACCCCUCGAGCAUCUACCCCAAGCUUUCAAUGCCAGCGAGAUAUCAGUGGACCCGAAGAUAGAAUCCGGCAUUUCCAGUUUUGACAGCGCUCUAAAUGAGUACACCGGAUUACUCAAAAGUAAAACAGACUCGGGAUCGAGUAGUGGGAUAACUUUCCGGCAAAAUGGCGACCAGACGACGAAGAGUUCAUCAUCUGACAGCAGCCAGGAUGAAUUCGUCCGACGAAUGCAGAGAGCUCGACAUUCAUCAAGGUAUCAGGCUUCCCCCUCCCCUACCCCGCAGCAAGUCCACUUCUUAGACAACACCAAGAAGGGAGGGUACCAAGACACUAAGGGAGACAGCAUUGGUAGCAUGAUGGCCACUUCCUCUGUCUAUGGUAGCAGCCUCCAGGCCAAACUUGCUGGACUGGAGACGGAUCUCAGCAGCGAUAAAGAUUUAGGAAAGCCGUACAAGGUGGAUGAACCACUAGAAGAAGAUUCUAUGAGGAGGAAGGAAUUGGCUUUCAUCUUAAAGAUGCUUCAGAAGGACAAUGGAGGUCAUCACCAGGGUUCAGAGGUCACGAUGGAUGCCAGCCCUCUAGAGGCUGCUAUUAGUUAUUUAUACUGGAGCAGACACGAUGCGCAGGAUCUACUCAAGAAACCACAACAGCAUCAGAAGGUUGUGAUUGAAGACAAGCUAGAGGCCCAGAAUCUACAGUUGGAUCUACCUCCACAUAGCAGGGGAAAUGAUAACUUGGAGCACUUGAAGAUUGAGCUUCAGCAAAGAGUCAAGCAAAUAGACGAUGCCAUCGCUAAACAUGAAGCAAUGGCAAAUGCAGUUACACAUCAACAGCAUCUUGAAAGCCCUGGACCCAUCUUAGCUGAUCUCAUAACAUCAAGCCCUGACAGCAAAUCCUCCUCAUCUUCUUGUGAAGACAGCCGACCCCCAAGCAGCUUCCAAUGUAACCGCUCGGUGGCCUACAUGUCCCCCGGGGGCGCUCUGGGGGGUGGGAUCCCCAGCGUAGAUGAGUGUGGAUCUGCUAGGAGACUCAGGAGGGAGUCGUUGGAGAAGACGAUGGACCUAUCGAAGGAGAAAGAGCAAAUGUCGGCACAGAUGAAGGAGCAACGUCUUGCUGCUGUUCAGCUAGAAGCGCAUCUUCUGUCUCAACUGACCACCCUCACCAAGGAAUAUCAAGGUCUUAUGGCCCACGAUCAAGAACAGCAAAAGGUUGUUAGGGAGUACAAACAAAAGCUGGACAAGAAGCAAAAAGAUUUAGACCACAUGGAAGCCCAGCUUGCCGAUCGAGGACUUGAUACAGAGCAGGUGCAGCAAGAACUAGACACCAUCUCCUUCACAUUCAAAGAGAAGAUCCACCACCUUCAGACCCAACUCGCUGGAGCAGAGAGACAGAACUUGGACCUGCAGGAGAGCCUCAGAUAUGCCGGGACGAUGCUGGAGACCAUGAAGGAAGAAUCCAAGAUGAAAGACGGAGAGAUAGUGAAGCUUCGCGAGGAAUUUAUGACAGAGCUGAAAGAUGAGAGAAGUUACCGCUCUCAGCUUGAUUCCAAGCUCAUCUCUCAAUCCAACGACAUCCACCACAUGGCCAUCUCCCUGAACGACCUACAAGAAGAGAACCACACCCAAGCAGAUGAGAUGCGCCAUCUCCACCAGGCACUGGAGGCGUCUCAUCAGAGUCAAGCUGAACUACAACAGCAACUCCAGCAAUCUGCUCAGAGACUGGAGACUGAGAAUCUCAAAUGGAGACAACAGAGAGAGCAACUGACGGAACACUUGAAUGAGACCAAGGCCUGUCUGGAGAAAUCCCAGCUUCAUCUGAAGACCUUGUCUCACACCAACCAAUCCCUGUCCUCCACCACCAAACAGCUUCAGACCAGCUACAAGGACCUGAGCUCCCAACUGGAGAAGGAGAAACUUGCCAAAGAGAUGACCUGCCAAGACCUGGAGAGACUCAGGGAAGAACUGGAGUCUGAGAGGAAGACUAGGUCUGAUCAAGUGAAUUCCCAGUUGUCCCAGUGGCAGGGAAGUCUACAAAAGAGUACCAAGAAGCUGUCUGCUGCCCUCAAUAACAAAAUACGGCAGCAACAGAGUGAGUUACAGCAUAUAAGAGAUAUCAAUACUGAACUGGCUGCUGGUCUUCAAGAUGAACCCAGUUUCACCAAGCCAACGACAAGUGGCCAACAAAGCGGGGCUCAGCCUGUUCAGUUUCCAGAGUUUAACUCGUCAUCUCAGAGUCCAUUGCAUCAAAAACGUCAUCAGUUCCAACGCCAAGCGCCGUGUUACUCUCAGCAGAGCGACUGGACAUACCUGAACACCGAGGGCAUUGCACCCGAUACUAGACAAGAGUGCGGCUCCUACCAGCAACACAGAAGGUGUUAAAAAUUAUCUGGAACCUCAGAGGAUUUCUAAAUGUGCUUAGCCAAAAUCAUGGGUACAUAUUUUGUUACAAAACCAAAAGACACCAAAAGGCACAAUUUUUUUGUUUAAAGAUACUUAAUGAACUCCAUAUAAAUAUUGUGAUAUUGUGAUUAAGUGUGCAUCAAUGUCAUUUCCAAAAAAGUUACAACAUUUUGACUGAAUAAUCACCCGGAGGGAUCACAUUGAUUUAGGGACAUUUCAUGUAUUUUAUCACUCCACUUAGAGUAUAUAACCCCAAACAUAUUCAGCAGAUUAAAUGAUUGUUUGGACUGUUGGUUUAUUGCAGUAAUCAUUGUCAUCAAUAAAGUGAACUUUUUAAAUUGUGAAUUUAAUACCAAGUCAAUGUUUUGUUCUUUCUAGAAUUUACUUUUAUGCGCAUGUGUUAUCACAAAGUAUGACCUAUUUUUUUCACAAAUAAGGAAGGACCAUAGAACAAAGAAAACAAUUUGAAAUAAUAAUUAUAAUAAUAAUUACACAGCAUUUGUAAAGUGCACUUUAUCUCUGUGACAGUCAAACGCGGAAAUCUAGUAAAAUUAGUCAAAUUUGGCUAAGAUAUAAAACCUUGCACCUUCAGGGAUUGAAACUAUAAUACUAUUCUCUUUAACAACUUGUGUACCAUUCAUUUUAUUAUCUUAACAUGUGGAUAGGACAUGAGCAGUGUGAGCUCCAAUCAAUUAUUUAACCACUAAAAAAAGGACAUGGUGGAAACUUAAACAAAAGGUAUGAAUUAUCAAAUCUAAUUGAUCAACACAGGUUGCCCUCUUUGAUAAUUCUUUAUUGGGGAAUCCAUUCAAACAUCAGUCAAGUUUCUGAACAAAACCUGAUCAUGGAUGACAAUAACCAUUUGGAGAUUAUUAUCUUUUGUUGAAAUAAUAAAAUGUAAAUAAGA